Messenger RNA from Vavraia culicis subsp. floridensis, 686 nucleotides. RefSeq lists its product as uncharacterized. Lineage: Eukaryota; Fungi; Microsporidia; Pleistophoridae. The transcript has a single exon. Bases 143 to 685 code for a protein of 180 amino acids. The record is from RefSeq and is a predicted model, not a curated record.
CGUGGAAGCACCCCAAAUUAGAAGACACGUAUGUUCAACAGCGCGCUACCCUUUGUUCCCGUCACAAAGGACCAAAACUUUUAAAAGAGCAGAGCGAGCGGUGCCAAACGCAUUACUCGUUGUUGAGCCGCCCUUGAACACCAUGCAGACCGCCACAGAAUUAUGGUGCCAUCCACGCAUUAACCCGAGCAGCAUCCUUGAAUCCUCAACCGCACUUUACACCGAUCUUUCGUCUGAAGCACCCUAUUUCGUUAAGGCAAGGUCUCCAAUAACCAUCGUUUCACGUGUUUCACAUCAAAACGAGGGAAACACGCAACCACCAAUUCUGCUGCGCUCCCUGCUGACAUUUAUCGCCUGCUCAACGCACAAAUCAGAUCUGAGCACGAUCUUGCUUGUUACAGAGGUUGCCUAUCCCGUACACGCGCUGCUUCGUGCACUCGUAACAUCCGUUUUUAAAAAAAAUAUAAAAGAACGAAUGCCAGGAUUUACCAUGAAUUUAUUACGCAUUCUUCUCCUAGGUACUCCGGCAAUACUAUGCACAGGCGAGAGCGCCAAGACCAAUAAGUUGUUGUUUGGAUCAGGCAUGUAUGGCAACCCGUUAGAUCCACAAACACCUGCUGAGGCAGCCGCAACUGCCGCUUCCAGACGACCAUUUUAUCCCAUGGGCGGUAGGUUCGGAUACUGAG